Boleophthalmus pectinirostris (great blue-spotted mudskipper) is the source of this 2165-nucleotide messenger RNA. RefSeq names its product leucine rich repeat containing 40 (gene lrrc40). The coding region runs from base 315 to 2108 and encodes 597 amino acids. The transcript is spliced from 15 exons. Lineage: Eukaryota; Metazoa; Chordata; Actinopteri; Gobiiformes; Gobiidae. The record is from RefSeq and is a predicted model, not a curated record. Gene Ontology annotation, molecular function: protein binding.
UUUUUCACCCGAGCUGCUCCAGAGCACAGGGCACAGGGCACAGGGCACAUAGUACAGAGUACAUAGUACAUAGUACAGAGUACAUAGUACAGAGUAGAGAGUAGAGUACAGAGCACUGGGGACUAGGGAGGGUACAACAGAGUGUUGCGGGUUCUGGCUUCAGACUGUUUACUUUAGGGUGUUGCUGUGGGUGUCUUCGGGGUGUUUCCUGACUUUUUGGGUGCAACUCACCGUCUGUAGUGCUGCUGUGGGUGUCUUCGGGGUUGCACUGUGUCCUGAUCUUGUCCUGGUGCUGUGGGUGAAUUUGAGAGACUAUGCGGCGGGGGAGAGGUGCACAUGGACACGACUCUCUGAGCGGAUUCCGGACUCAGAGGAGCGAGCCGGCGGUGCCCCAGGGACUGCUGAAGAGCGCCAGGAAGAGCGGGCAGCUCAACCUGAGCUCCCGGGGACUGUACGAGGUCCCACAGAGCGUGUACCGGCUGAACGUGGACCCCCCAGCGGAGGCUCAGGAUGCUGUCUCUUUUGGAGGAUCAGACCGCUGGUGGGAGCAGACUGACCUCACCAAGCUGCUGCUCUCCUCCAACCAGCUCACAGCGCUGUCAGAGGAGCUGCGGCUGCUGCCUGCCCUCACCACACUGGAUCUCCAUGACAACAAGCUGCAGAGCUUACCUCGGGCUAUAGGGGAGCUGCAGGACUUGAGGCAGCUGCGGCUCAGCCAUAACCAGCUGAGUGCUGUGCCUCUGGAGCUCUUCUCUCUCACCCUCCUCAGCAGCCUCACACUGCAGCACAAUCUGCUGGAGAGCCUGCCCCCAGAGCUGGGACUGCUGACCAGCCUCAUCCAGCUGGACUUGUCCAGGAAUCGUCUACAGGAGCUGCCUUGUUCUCUGGGGGAUCUCAGACAUCUACAGAAACUCAACCUGGAGCACAACCAGCUGGGCUCUCUGCCUGACAGUGUGGGCCGCCUCUCUAGCCUGCGGCUGCUGGACUGCAGUGGUAACCAGCUGACCACACUGCCCCCCUCCCUGACACAGAUGGUAUCUCUGGAGCAGCUCUUCCUCCAACAGAACCGACUCACACUGCUCCCUGCUCUGCCCGGGGACUCACUCAAGGAGCUGUAUCUGGCUGAUAACCAGAUCUCUGCGCUGGGCUCGGAGCAGUUGAGUGCCCUGUCCGUGCUCUCUUCUCUGGAGCUGCGAGGAAACAAGGUCAGCAUACUUCCAGAAGGGGCGCUACCGAGCACUCUAAGCCGACUGGACCUCUCUAACAAUGACAUUAGCACACUGCCUCCCUCCCUCGGUCUCCUGUCCAACCUCACUGUGCUACUGCUGGAAGGAAACCCCCUUCGUGGGAUACGCAGGGAGCUACUCACUAAAGGAACUAUGGAACUUCUGAAAUACCUGCGAGGAAGAAUCAAAGAGGAGCCACAGGAUGCCUCAGAGAAGCCCUCUGGUAUGUCUCUGCCCAGCCACUCUGCAGUCGACAUGCACAACAUCUCUGCUCUCAAGCUCCUCCGCUACAGUAACAAACAGGCAGAGUCAGUUCCGGAUGAGCUGUUUGAAGCUGCAGCAGGUCACUGUAUCACCUCAGUCAACUUUAGCAAGAACCAGCUGAGCUCCGCCCCCUCUAGACUGUUGGACCUAGCCUCCUCCCUGUGUGAAGUGGACUUGGGCUUUAACAGAUUGAGCUGCUGUGGUCCAGAGCUCUGUGGCCUGCUCAAGCUGCAGCACCUCGAUCUCAGGAAUAACCUCCUGUGUGAUUUACCUCCGGAGCUCCAGAACCUGACCAAACUGCACAGCAUCAUUCUGAACUUCAACAGGUUCAGGUCCUUCCCGGCCGUGCUGUACGAGCUGACCAAUCUGGAAACAGUGCUGCUGGGAAACAACCAGGUGAGCAGUGUGGACGCGUCCCGCCUACAGGCCCUGGUCCAUCUGUCCACCCUGGACCUGUCCAACAAUGACCUGCUGCACGUGCCCCCCGAGCUGGGCCUCUGCUCUGCUCUCAGGUGUCUGAGUCUGGAGGGGAAUCCAUUCCGAACUCCUCGAGCAGCAAUAGUUGCCAAAGGGACAGAUGCUGUGCUGGAGUACCUGCGCAGCCGCAUCCCCAGCUGACCUGACCUGCAUGCUCUUUAUGAAUGUUUUCUAUCAAUAAAUCUAUGGCUGAUUUAA